AGCCUCUUCCAGCUCCACUCCGGCAACAUGGCCCCUACAGACAUGAACAUGAUGAGCAGGAUCACCUUCUACGAGGACAGGAACUUCCAGGGACGUUCCUACGAAUGCAGCAGUGAUUGCGGCGAUUUGUCCUCCUACAUGAGCAGGUGUCACUCCUGCAGGGUGGAGAGAGGCUGUGUCAUGGUCUACGAUCGCACCAACUACAUGGGUAACCAGUACUUCAUGAGGAGGGGAGAGUAUGCCGACUACAUGAGCAUGAUGGGAAUGAGUGACUGCAUCAGGUCCUGCCGCAUGAUCCCUAUGGUAACCAGCUAUUUUACUACACUACUCAAUCCCCAUGGUAACCAGUCUCACAAUACAGCAUUUGUAAUCUCCAUGGUAGCUACUUAGCUUACAGCACUACAUUGCCCCCUGGGCA
Molecule: messenger RNA, 418 nt
Organism: Cyprinodon variegatus (sheepshead minnow)
Lineage: Eukaryota; Metazoa; Chordata; Actinopteri; Cyprinodontiformes; Cyprinodontidae
Product: gamma-crystallin M2-like
Exons: 2
Coding region: 28-390 (120 amino acids)
Biological process (GO): lens development in camera-type eye; visual perception
Molecular function (GO): structural constituent of eye lens
Source: RefSeq, a predicted model, not a curated record